GAAUCUCUGCCAUCCACUCCUCAAAGCGUCUGGAACGACCUUGUUGGUAAUGAUGAAGAGGGCCCUUUCCAGCGUCGCAGUAUGCUGAUGCGUCUGACUGGCAAGGAAAACGAAGUGGCUGUUCUCUUACGCUCUCAAUUUGAAACUGAACUUGCCACCUUACUGCUGUAUCCCAGUCAAUAUCCCAAUGUUGCUCGAAGGUGUCUGUUUCAACAGUUUAUGAACUAUCUACGGCACGUCUACCAAUCACCGUCAGAUCUGCUAGAAGUCGUAAACAGUCUCACAAGCUGUUUCCUCCCCUCUCGACCGCCCGCGGAGUCUCAGGAGGCGAGUAAACCCCGCAACAGGUUCUCCUCCAUCUUCGCGAUUUGCAACGAUCCUUCGGACAUCCUCUUCACCCUUCUCCCUCACACGUGGCCCAAUUUGGAAAUAUUCAUGGCUGUGGCCUGUACAUGCAUCUGCUUGGCCUACACUCGAGCCCUGGUCGCACUCGUUUUGAAUCAGUACAAUACUCAAAAUGCAGGUGCCGCCCUCACACAGCGUGAUGCUGUUAAUUUUGCCAAAAACCGGAUUCAGUCGUUGCCCACGCCUUUCCGGAAUAGCAUUCUCUCAGCCGUCUCGUGUCUGGAUCACAUGCUGGACAGACUCUCCCUGUCCGGCUCCUCGAACCAGCCGGACGCCUGGACUGCUGCUGGGGGCAGCAGCGCCACCGCGGCUCUUCCAACUUCAAGCACCGGGGGGACUACCGGCGCUACUGCAGCUAGCAGUAGCAGCAGUGGCAUCUCCCUGCUAGAGAGCGUCAUCCGUCUGAAC
Molecule: messenger RNA, 813 nt
Organism: Dibothriocephalus latus
Lineage: Eukaryota; Metazoa; Platyhelminthes; Cestoda; Diphyllobothriidea; Diphyllobothriidae
Source: the annotation of a GenBank genome assembly